CUUCCUUUCUCUCUGUUUCUGUUUCUCUCCAAAUCAACAGCACAAGCACAAUGCAGAGAGUGACUGUGUUACUAGUGAUACUUUGCGCUACCUGGCAGGUAGCCUCGUCCGUCACCUCCGACGGUUUAUUGCCUAAUGGAAACUUUGAGUACGGUCCAAAGCCAUCACAAAUAAAAGGAACAGUAGUGACAGCCAAGAAUGCAAUCCCUAACUGGGAAAUCUCCGGCUAUGUUGAGUACAUUAAAUCAGGGCAUAAACAAGGUGACAUGUUACUAGUUGUCCCUGAGGGAGCUUUUGCAGUUAGGCUAGGCAAUGAAGCAUCAAUUAAGCAAAAAAUCAAGGUCAUUAAGGGUGCGUUUUACUCGAUCACGUUCAGCGCAGCGCGUACUUGCGCGCAGGAGGAGCGACUGAACAUCUCGGUUUCACCAAAUUUGGAACCAAAAGAUUGGGGGAUGUUGCCAAUGCAGACCAUGUAUAGCAGCAAUGGUUGGGAUUCUCAUGCUUGGGGGUUCCAAGCUGAUGCUGAUGAGAUUGAGAUUUCUAUACAUAACCCAGGUACUGAAGAGGACCCAGCUUGCGGCCCACUUAUUGAUUCCGUGGCCUUGAAGCUUCUCUCCACUCCUAAACGGACCAGAGUGAAUCUGCUUAAGAAUGGAGAUUUUGAAGAAGGACCCUAUGUGUUCCCUAACACAUCUUGGGGAGUCCUAAUUCCACCCCACAUUGAAGAUGACCAUAGUCCUCUGCCUGGCUGGAUAAUUGAGUCCCUCAAAGCAGUCAAGUACAUAGACAUUGAUCAUUUCUCCGUCCCGUCGGGCAAACGAGCGAUUGAGCUCGUCGCCGGAAAAGAAAGUGCCAUUGCACAAAUUGUGAAGACCAUACCAGACAAGACCUAUGCACUCACAUUUUCAGUCGGUGAUGCUAAUAAUGCAUGUGAAGGGUCAAUGGUUGUGGAGGCAUUUGCAGGCAGAGACACUGUUCAAGUACCUUAUACUUCCAAGGGCAAAGGAGGGUUCAAGCUUGCGAAACUUGGGUUCAAGGCCACAUCUACACGCACUAGGGUUAGGUUCUUGAGCACAUUUUACACUAUGAAGAGUGACAAUUCGGGUAGUUUGUGUGGACCUGUAAUUGACAAUGUGAAGUUACUUAGUGUGCGCAAUCCGGGGCGUAUGUGAGUGUGUGAUCACCGAACGAGUUUAAUCGCAUUGCUUAUGCGGUUGAAUUCUUGGUAUUGUUUAGCUUAUGUUAAUGUCAUUAUUAUACGGGUAAGUAGGAGCAAAAAGUGUUUGAUUUAAGUCUCUAUAAUGUCUCUACCUUAUGUAUUUAUGGUUUUCUAUUGAGUAAAAUGAGGUGGU
Messenger RNA from Tripterygium wilfordii, 1352 nucleotides. RefSeq lists its product as uncharacterized. The transcript has 3 exons. Bases 51 to 1172 code for a protein of 373 amino acids. The record is from RefSeq and is a predicted model, not a curated record. Lineage: Eukaryota; Viridiplantae; Streptophyta; Magnoliopsida; Celastrales; Celastraceae.